AAAAAAAAAGGAAAAUGGGUAAUAUUACGUGAACCGGGCCUCUCUCGUGAACUUGUGUGAGACGAGUUCAACACACGUGGAGGCACCAGAUUGGCUGGAUGGAGUCGUGAUGACGAGCUGCAAAAGAGGUGUUUCGAGUUAUUCUCCUCAUUUCCUCUUUUCUCCCAAAUAGCUAGGGUUUGCGACUCGAGAGGCGAUUCUUGUAGCUACGGCGAUCGAGAGGUCUUUUGUUCAUAAAAUCGAGGAGGGAGUGUCUCUUGAUCGAUCUCAGAUGGAUCCCGCAGAAGAAAUAAGACAUUCAAAGAAACAAAGGGAGAACUGCAACAUGUUAUGGUUCGUCCAGGAUUCACAGUACGGGAUUCCAAGAAGGUGUGCUUGCGGUGGGAAAAUCAUUGACGAGGUCCGGGGGAAGGAAGACUACGACAGUCAGCCUGGAAAGCGCUACUUCACGUGCAUCAACUAUGAAGAUGAUCGGUUGCAUUAUAGUCAUCCUUGGGUGGUUGGUGUCCAGGAGGAGAUCGAAAGGAUGAGGAAGCGUCUGGAGGAUGCUGAGGAGGAGAUCAAGGGGGUGUGGAAUCUCAAGUUCCAGAUUCAGACCCUGCAGGUAAUUAUAUUUUCCUGUUAUUUUAGAAGUAACCUUGUAUGUAAGUCCUUAAUGAGUAACUAACACUGUAUUACUGUUGUUUCCAUUGGCAGGAACAGUUUAGAAGCCUCACUGUCCAGGUCGCCAUCCUGGAGAAGGUGUGCUUCGACUGAAAAUCAGAGGUAAAUGUUUAAAACCCAUCUUAUGAUGUGAUGUAUCAUCUUGUUUGGUUCCUGUGAUUGUAUUAAUUUUCUAAACUAGACCUAGAGCGAAAAGUACAGUCAAAUUAAAGAUGGGUUAGUUGGUUGCUUGCUCUUAAUGGUUGAAGUAGUAGUUGAUUGUAUUAAGUAGUCGAUUUGAUGUGUCAUUACUUCUCUCUGUGAAGUAGUUGCUUGCUCUAUUAGCUUUUAUAUUCAAUGUUUGGCAGGUAGAGUUUAAUUUUUAACUUCUAUCUAAGCUAAAACUAGUUUAAAUAGAGAACCAAAACCCCAUUAACUUAAUAGAAUCAUGGAACACUUUUCCGGGUUAGUUUCGCUACUCUGUUCGCAGAGCAAUCCAGCAAUGGACUGCGAGUAUGCUGAGGCUGUAGCGAACUCUCCCGGCUUAGUGAAACCGGCAACUAAGAAAAAGUGGACAACAAAAGAGGACCUUGUGCUCAUCAGUGGUUGGCUGAACACGAGCAAGGACCCUAUUGUCAGUAACGAGCAGAAGGUUACUUCCUUCUGGAAGAAAAUUGAGGUGUAUGUUAAUUGUAGCCCUCUGCUCACUGGCUGCGUUCCUAGAGAAUGGAGUCAGUGUAAGCAGAGGUGGGGAAGGGUCAACGAGCAGGUCUCCAAGUUUGUGGGAAGUUAUGAAGCGGCUCUGAAGCACCAAUCAAGUGGUGAAAAUGAGGAUGAUGUCAUGAAGGCUGCUCAUGAGAUCUUCUUCAAUGAUUAUCAAGCGAAGUUCACCAUGGAACACUGUUGGAGGGAACUGAGACAUGAUCAGAAGUGGAAGUCAGUUUUUAAGUCAAGAGAUGGCAGCAAGGAGAAAAGGAAGGAAGCUGAGGAGGUGAUACCUGAGGAGGAGGUUAGACCGCCUGGUGUUAAGGCUUCUAAAGCAGCCAAACGCAAGAGGCACUGUCAUGAAGCUGCUUUCGAUCAAAUUGAGAGUAUCUUGGCUGAGAGAAAGAAAAUUUCUCAGCAGAAACUCCUAUAUCGUCUUCUUGCCAAAACUGAUCUAUCUCCUAAUGAAAUCACCCUCAAAAACAAACUCAUUUCUGAACUCCUUGAUUGAAUUGGUUAACUUGCUUGCUCGAAUCUCUGUUUUUUCUUUUGUCGAAUCUUGGUUUAGUUAUUAACUUUGAGGUUGCCUUUUUCUUUUGCAGGUUUCUAUGUCACGGGUUGCUGUGUCUUUUGCUGGAUCACGGGUUCAUAUGUCUGGAUCACGGGUUGCUAUGUCUGUUGCUGGUAUUAAUAAGUAUGUUGUUGCUUUAUUUGUACGGGAUCAGUGUAGUCUUUUGUAUGUUUCUACACUGAUGUUGCUUUAUGAUGAACGUAUGCAGUGGAGUCUUUCUCACACUGCUACUAUGUCCUUUUCUCUGUUUCGACACUAGUUUAUUUAAGUCACGGGUUGUACUAUGUAACAAAGAAGCAUAUAUAAAUAUGCUCUUGAUGUAUGUUUCAAAAUCAGAACUCAACUACUUCUCUUUCUGUCUCUGUCUUUGAAUUUCAAAAUUUCAAGAACACAACUUCUGAAACACUUGAUCAACUACCUCUCUUCCUUGAUGUCUUUCUGAAACACUUGAUCAACUACAAACGAAGAGGACAACUUCGCUUCUACUGCCUCACCCAACCGAGAACAACACAACCAACGUAAGCUCUUAAUUACAUUAUAAUACUUUGGCAUAAAACGCUUCAGCCAACGUAAGCUCUUAAUUACAUUAUAAUACUUAGGUUAAACGAGAUUGACAUGAUCAGACUAACGCAAUGUUUAUGUGGGAUUUGAACUAGAGAAAAAAAAUUGAUAAUUUGUUAUAUUUUGGAGUAGAGAAUAAAUUUGAUAAUUUGUUAUAUUGUGGACUAGAGAAUAAAAUUGAUAAUUUGUUAUAUUUUGGAGUAGAGAAUAAAAUUGAUAAUUUUUAUUUUUUUGAACUAGAGAAAAAAAUGAAAAUUUGUUAUAUUUUGGAGUAGAUAAUAGAAUUGAUAAUUUAUUAUAUUUUGGAGUAGAGAAUAAAUUUGUUAAUUUGUUAUAUUGUGGACUAGAGAAUAAAAAUGAAAAUUUGUUAUAUUUUGGAGUAGAGAAUAAAAUUGAUAAUUUUAAUUUUUUUGAAAAAAGAAAGAAUGUCAAGCUCCUCAAAUGAUGAAGGAUAUGAAGUUUUUGAGGAAAUGGUGGACCAACAAAUCGAUGAUUUCAUCGACUCUGUUCUAACCAAAGAGCCGAAGAGAUGAGCAUACAUCGAAAGAGAUCGGGAACAAGGACACAAUCAACUAUGGCAGGAUUACUUCAGUGAAAAUCCUACAUACACACACGACAUGUUUAGGCGGCGUUUUCGAAUGAACAAGUCUUUGUUCCUUCGCAUUGUCGAACGCUUAGGUAAUGAAAUUCCAUACUUUCAGCAACGAAGAAAUGGUCAUGGAAGGAACGGCCUCUCUACACUUCAAAAAUGCACUUCAGCCAUCCGAUCGUUGGCAUACGGUCAAGCGGGAGAUGUCAAUGACGAAUAUCUCCGACUUGCGGCAAGUACUGCAAUUUUAUGUUUGGAGAAUUUGCGGAAGCGAUAAUACAUUUGUUUGGAGAGGAGUAUCUAAGAACACCUACAACAGAAGAUCUUCAAAGACUACUUGACGCUGGAGAGGCACGCGGGUUUCCGGGGAUGAUAGGCAGCAUCGAUUGUAUGUAUUGGGAGUGGAAAAACUGCCCUACGGCUUGGAAAGGUCAGUUCACACGUGGUUCAGGAAAGCCGACAAUUGUCUUAGAAGCUGUGGCAUCACAAGAUCUUUGGAUAUGGCACUCAUUUUUCGGAUUACCAGGUACCCUUAACGAUAUCAAU
Brassica napus (rape) is the source of this 3614-nucleotide messenger RNA. Its product is annotated as glutathione S-transferase T3-like. NCBI's taxonomy places the organism in Eukaryota, Viridiplantae, Streptophyta, Magnoliopsida, Brassicales, Brassicaceae. The record is from RefSeq and is a predicted model, not a curated record. The transcript is spliced from 3 exons. Bases 1091 to 1858 code for a protein of 255 amino acids.